UCCAUCAAUUCUCAUCUCUAACCAAAUUAAGCAAGCACAAACAGUCCCAUCAAUGGUCCAUGCAAGAAUCUUUUCCUAAUUACCACCAACUUUUUUUCUCUCUACAUAGAGAAAUUAAGAGAGCUCUCAGAGUUCUCCCAAACACUUCAAAUAGCCAUGACCUCUCAGAGUUCUGCAACUCAGCUCAAUGGUAAGCCUGAAAUGGCCUCAUUCUCGGUUCUCAGCGCCGAGGAGCCUCCAUCUCUAUGGACUGAGCUCACUUCCACAAUCAAAACUGCAGUUUCUCCUUGUGGAAGCAAGCCAAACUAUUCAAUUCUCCAAUGCACUGCUUCAGCCUUCAAGGGUCUUUUCCCUAUUCUCAACUGGGGAAGAAAGUAUGAUUUGAAAUCAUUUCGAAGAGAUCUUUUGGCUGGGCUAACUAUUGCUAGCCUUGGCAUUCCACAGAGUAUUGGGUAUGCUAAUUUGGCAAAGCUCGAUCCUCAAUAUGGCCUUUAUACGAGCGUGGUACCACCUCUAAUCUAUGCAGUAAUGGGGAGUUCAAAUGAACUCGCGAUCGGUCCAGUUGCAGCGAUAUCUCUUCUGUUAUCAUCCAUGAUUCAGAAAGUAGUAGAUCCAUCAGUUGAUCCUACUACUUACACAAAGAUUGCUUUUACUGCAACUUUUUUUGCUGGCAUCUUUCAAUCCGCUUUUGGACUUCUCAGGUUGGGGUUUUUGGUGGAUUUCCUUUCUCAUGCUGCAAUUGUUGGAUUCAUGGGAGGAGCGGCGGUUGUUAUCGGGUUCCAGCAGCUUAAAGGACUGCUUGGGAUUUCUCAUUUCACGAACAACACUGAUGUGGUUUCUGUUUCUAAGGCUGUUAUCUCUGCCCUGCAUGAAUCCUGGCACCCUGAAAAUUUCUUCCUUGGAUGCUCCUUCCUCAUAUUCAUAAUGAUCACAAGAUUCAUAGGGAGAAAAAACAGGAAAUUAUUCUGGUUACCAGCCAUAGCUCCUUUGAUCUCCGUGGUUCUAUCUACUUCCAUAGUUUUCCUAACAAAAGCAGAUAAACACGGCGUUAAAACUAUACAACACGUUAAAGGUGGAUUAAACCAAAGCUCAGUGAGCCAGUUGCAGCUAAAUGGUUUAUAUGCUGGAGAAUCUGCAAAGAUUGGGUUGAUUUGUGCAAUUGUAGCUCUUGCGGAGGCUAUUGCUGCUGGUAGAUCAUUUGCAGCAAUUAGAGGAUACCAACUUGAUGGGAAUAAGGAAAUGAUGGCUAUGGGAUUCAUGAACAUUGCUGGGUCUCUAUCCUCUUGUUAUGUUGCAACAGGCUCCUUCUCUCGGUCAGCAGUAAAUUUCAGUGCAGGAUGCAAAACACCCAUUUCAAAUGUAGUCAUGGCCAUUACAGUAUUUCUAUCCUUAGAAUUCCUCACAAGGCUAUUGUACUACACUCCUUAUUCUAUACUUGCAUCCAUUAUCAUUUCUGCCCUCCCAAAUCUCAUUGAUGUCAGUGAAGCUUACCAUAUUUGGGAGGUCGAUAAAAUGGACUUCUUAGCUUGUAUUGGAGCAUUCCUCGGUGUUCUGUUCGGAUCAGUAGAGAUCGGUCUUGUGGUGGCGAUGGUCAUAUCUUUUGCAAGGAUCCUAUUAAGUUCAAUCAGAUCGCGCAUUGAAAUACUUGGAAGGAUCCCUGGAACUGACAUAUUUUGUAGCACAAGACAUUAUACAAUGGCUACAAGAACACAUGCAUUGCUCGUAGCUCGUAUAGACACAUCCUUCCUUUGCUUCACUAAUGCAAACUUCAUCAGAGAAAGGAUUACAAGAGCAAUAAAAGAAGAGGGAUCAAUAGAGGAGAAAGGCGAAGAAAGAAUCCAUUCCUUAGUCAUCGACAUGUCAAAUGUAAUGAAUAUGGACACUUCUGGAAUUGCUGCCCUCGAAGAGAUAUAUAAGAAUCUGGCCUCUAUUGGUAUUCAGGUGGCCAUAGCCAAUCCCGGGCUUCAAGCGGUUCACAAGAUGAAGCUAUCAAAGUUUGUGGAGAGGAUCGGAGAGCAGUGGAUAUUUCUCACAGUGAGUGAAGCAGUGGAAGCUUGCCUUGACUUUAGGAAGAGCAAUGCUUGUUAAAAACUAAUGAUGGUGUUUGUGUUAUCUAAUCUAAUGUGUUGUUUAAUAUAAUGAUGGUGUGAUCGAAAUAAGACCCACUCUGUGUCUGGACUCAACACAGUGGGGUUUAUACAAAUAACAUAUAUUUUGUAGGAGAUUCGUAUUCUGAAAAGAAUAUUAUAUAUAUGUGUGUGUGUGUGCGCUCUCCGUGUUCUCCUCUGUAAGGCUGAUAUGGAAGAGCAAAAAGCAACUUCAAGGCGAAUUUGCAUGCAGUGGGAAUCCUAUAAGUUUUGUUAUCGGCUGAUUUUCG
Messenger RNA from Asparagus officinalis (garden asparagus), 2377 nucleotides. Its product is annotated as low affinity sulfate transporter 3. Gene Ontology annotation, biological process: transmembrane transport. The record is from RefSeq and is a predicted model, not a curated record. Gene Ontology annotation, molecular function: secondary active sulfate transmembrane transporter activity. NCBI's taxonomy places the organism in Eukaryota, Viridiplantae, Streptophyta, Magnoliopsida, Asparagales, Asparagaceae. The coding region runs from base 157 to 2088 and encodes 643 amino acids. Gene Ontology annotation, cellular component: membrane. The transcript has 13 exons.